Molecule: messenger RNA, 1047 nt
Organism: Syngnathus acus (greater pipefish)
Lineage: Eukaryota; Metazoa; Chordata; Actinopteri; Syngnathiformes; Syngnathidae
Exons: 10
Coding region: 181-1029 (282 amino acids)
Biological process (GO): monoatomic anion transmembrane transport
Cellular component (GO): mitochondrial outer membrane
Molecular function (GO): voltage-gated monoatomic anion channel activity
Source: RefSeq, a predicted model, not a curated record
UUGCUUGACAGCGCCCCCGUCCGUCGUGGCGACUUGGAAAGAAGCGAGCUGUCAAUCCGCUCAGCAUCCUCACGCAAACCGCAAACCGCAACCAGCACAGGAGCAGCACAGGAGCAGCACAGGAGCAGCAGGACUUUGCCGGCUCCCUCCGCUGACGCGCCCCCCCCUUUGGAUCGCAUCAUGGCUGUGCCACCUUGCUACGCAGACUUGGGCAAAGGCGCCAAGGACAUCUUCAGCAAAGGCUACGGCUUUGGACUGGUCAAGCUGGACCUGAAGACCAAAUCUCAAAGUGGCGUGAUGGAGUUCAACACGUCGGGCUCCAGCAACACCGACUCGGGCAAAGCGGCGGGCAGCCUGGAGACCAAAUACAAGAUGAAGGAGUUGGGCCUGAGCGUCAACCAGAAGUGGAACACCGACAACACGCUGGCCACCGAGGUCACGCUGGAGGACCAGCUGACUCAAGGCCUGAAGGUGGCGUUGGACACGUCUUUUGUCCCAAACACGGGCAAGAAGAGCGGCAAGCUGAAGACGGGCUACAAGCGCGACUACGUCAACUUGGGCUGCGACGUGGACUUUGAGGGCCCCGUGGUGCACGCGGCCGCCGUGCUGGGCUACGAGGGCUGGCUGGCCGGCUACCAGAUGGCCUUCGACACGGCCAAGUCCAAACUGGCUCAGAACAAUUUUGCGCUGGGCUACAAGGCCGGAGACUUCCAGCUGCACACCAACGUCAACGACGGCACAGAGUUCGGCGGCUCCAUCUACCAGAAAGUGAACGAGGCGCUGGAGACGGCCGUCACCUUGGCCUGGACCGCCGGCAGCAACAACACUCGCUUCGGCAUCGCCGCCAAGUACAAAGUGGACGCCGACACUUGGGUGUCUGCCAAAGUCAACAACGCAAGUCUCAUCGGGGUCGGAUACACUCAGAGCCUCCGACCAGGAGUCAAGGUCACACUGUCGGCGCUCGUCGACGGGAAGAACUUUAACGCCGGCGGCCACAAGGUGGGCAUGGGCUUUGAGCUGGAGGCGUAGACAAAGAAGACAAAAAGA